AAGCUGGCAAGAGGAGACGCGGCGUAAAAAAAGAGGGGCUCGCCGGCUCCAACUCCCUCCGCGCCAUGCUGCCCUGGAGACGGAAUAAGUUUGUUCUGGUGGAGGAUGAGGCCAAGAGUAAGCCCAAGAGCCUGGGGACGGGGCUGACCUACCACUCCAUCCUCUCCUCUUUGCUGCGCUCCUGUCCCGACCUGCUGCCCGACUGCCCGUUCGACUGGGUGGGCAGCAUCUUCCACACCAAACGGCAGAAGGUGGAACUGAACAAAGAGGAGCCUGUUUACAACGUGCGCUACCUGGGAAGCGUGGUCACCAUCACAGCCAAGGGAGACGGCUGCACCCAGGAGGCGGUGGCCAAGAUCUGGGCGAGGAGCAACUACGGGGAUCAGAGCGUGAAGAUGAGGUUGACCGUGGGAUCGCAGGGCAUCCGGAUGAGCGCCGACAAAUCCGGGAAGAAGAAGCCCGUUCAUCUGUACUCCCUGAACAGGAUCACCUACUGCACUGCCGACCCCAGCCGGCCCAAAAUCCUGGCUUGGAUCUACAGGCACCAGGUCAAGAACAUGGCGGUGGUGCUCCGGUGUCACGCCGUCCUGGUCAGCAAGUCGGAGAAGGCCCAGGCGAUCGCCAACAGCCUGUACCAGAACGCCACCUCCGCCUUCAGCGAGUUCAAGAGGCUCAAGCGUCAGAGCGACUUCCGGCACUGCCAGCAGCAGCUGCUGGGUGAGGAGGCGGUGCCCCUCAUGCCGCUCCGGAGGCUGCUCAACGGCCAGUGCCACUACAGACCGCCCGCCGACAACCCCGGGAGUGCCACCCGCCUCUGCUCCAUCACAGAGGAAGAGGAGGAGGAGGAGGAGGAGGAGGAGGAGUGCGAUAACAAAGACAAGAGUGAGGAGGAAAAAGAGCCUGAGAUGGAACAAGAGAAACAGAAGGUUUUAAUAACAAACACAGACCCGACGCAGUUGCUGUCGGAGCUGGACAUCGGGGAUAUUGCCCAACUGGAACAGUGCCAAAUCAACUUUGUGAGCGACAGCAACAACAACACUUUUACAUUUAUAACCUCUCUGGUGUGACAGUUUAAAAACAAAUUGCAGCACGAUAGUAAACAUUCCUCCGUCUGUUCCGUCACCGGUACCCCACUCAGGCUCCCUCCUGCCCCGUCCUCCUCCUCAUGUGAAGUGUUUACCAGGAGCGUCUCCGACGACCAGG
Molecule: messenger RNA, 1203 nt
Organism: Salarias fasciatus (jewelled blenny)
Lineage: Eukaryota; Metazoa; Chordata; Actinopteri; Blenniiformes; Blenniidae
Gene: fam43b
Product: family with sequence similarity 43 member B
Exons: 1
Coding region: 66-1067 (333 amino acids)
Source: RefSeq, a predicted model, not a curated record